AUGCACGCUUCCAACUCAGCCGAGCACGAGCGCACAUAUGAUGCUAACAGCGCAGCAACACAGUCCCCUGGUAUUACAGACGAGCUCUUCCGUCGCUUCAUGAACUAUGAGCGGGCAAAGCUCUCCAAAGGAUCGUCGCCCACAACCACCUUUGCCGACCUUGACAUCCCGGCUACCAUGAUGAACUCCCGCAGCUCAUACUCUUCAAGCCGAGGCGAUGAGCCCAACCAUGUACAGUUCUCGAUUCGGCGCCCGAUCCGAGGCAUGCCAAGGAGGUCUUUUCAUGCGUCCUUACCAGCUGCUGUAGUGGAGGCUGCACCACCCGCAUUGACACAAUCGACUGUGAACCAUGAAGCCGCCUCCCCCGAUCCCGCAGGUCAGUUCGGACCAUCUGCCUCGAACAUAGCUGCGAGCGGAGGUGCCGACACUAUUCCGCAGAAUCUCUCGCAAGACUUCCAGCGACUCUCGGUGUCUCCGCAACGGGUCCCACCAUCCACACAAGAGUCUGUGGCAGCUGCACAAAACACUGUUGACAGCAGCAGUCAUCCUAACUCCGAUGCGCACUUUCAAUUCCCCACACUACCGCCCAAAUUGACCGACGAUGGCUUCCACUACCGCCAACGUGCAGCCCAGUUCAUCCUCUUGUGCAGUCGAGAAGCGACUCCGGAUCGUUUGACCAAGCUGAAUCGUCUUUCAUUGCCUUUGGUGCCGCGUUCGAGCAACGCCAGUCAGGGCAGACGAGGCGCUGGUGCUCGCAAGUUGGACGACAUUGAUCGCUCCACCAUGCAUGACGACGACGAAAGCAUCCACUCCCAUCACGACCCUCACAAUGCUUCCGACGACGACAGCGAGCAUCUCGACUUCGACGCCUGUCGCACCGCCCAUCUCGGCAACAAGAAGAAGCGCAAGAGCAGUCGCUUCAGCGGUCAAGGUCUCACCACAACCAUCGUCGACAGGAGCUUGCCGGAAGAUGGUGAUACAUCCCAUGGAAACAAGAUUGUGGAUCGUGCGCUUGUCGACAGGACCAAUACUGCAUCGCAAUCCACAGUCGAUCGGGAGGAUCAGCGCAAUGGCGACCUUCUUGCAUAUGCAAAGCUAGAGCUGGCGACGUUCAGGUAUCCCGAGUCUGCACGCUUGCCACCACGGCAAAGUCGAGGCGAGUAUCAGAUGCAACGUCUUCGGCAGCGGGUCCGUACUCGAGUGGCGUCGGUCCUGCUUCAGAGAAGGUAUGCGCAGAUGGAAGCUGAGAGAAAGGCAAGACAGGAGGAAGAGGCGAGAAGAGAGGCGCAGCUGGCACAGAGUAAGGUGGAGGCAGAUUCUCAGCAAGCAGCAUCGCCAGAGAAAAAGCCACCGCCGAAACGAGCGAUGAAGGCAGGGAAGAGAGCACAGGCGAUUCGCGGUGGGAACUCGGCGUCGAAGCCCCUGACCAUUGCUGAAAUUCGUGCGAGGGCUACUGCUGCGGCUGGUGGUGGUGCUCAGAACGGCUCACGAGAAUCAAAGACGAAGGGAUCGCCUUCACCGCCUCGAAGAGGAUCGGACACUGCGGAUGUAGUAAAGCAGGAGACGCGUAACGAUGCGCCAGAACCUGAGCAGACCACGACGAGACGCGAUUCAACGCCUAGAUCAACAGUAUCUCCUGUUCCUGGCACCAUUUCUCGACAGCAGGGCCCACAGCCGAACGGCCACGCAAUACAGCCAUCGCAAUCACAACAGGAUGCCACACCAACCACGACAGAACCCAAAGUGACUCUACCAACGUCCACGUUCGACUUUCGAAUGUCAUCCGCCGUCACCCUACGCCUGCGUGAGUUGCGGUCGCAGCUCGAUGCAGCCACUCGAAACCUCUCAGACACUGCCAAAGCAGGCGACACACAUGCUGUCGCUCAAGCUCUUAGUGAGACUGUUGCAGCACCACCUGCUGCUCCUGUUCGACCGUUUGACCCUAAUUUACCCUGGGGUCCGGACAACAUCCCUCCGACUCCAUCGAGAGGUCCCAGUUGGGAUCUUCCAGACAACGCGCCUCCGUGGGUACGUCCUUUGCUGAAUUAUCAGUAUCACUUGGAGCAGCAGGAAAAGCAGGCAGCAGGUGGCUCUCGGCCCUCGGGCAAGACCGCUGGGCAGCUUCCGCUUCCUCCACCUCCAGUAGUGAGCCACGCGCGGAGUGGAAGUUCGACCCCUGGACGAGCUCUGCAUACCGCUUCGCCUGUUCCUCCACCUUCCAAUACGAAAGUUCCACCUGCGACCCGUACAAAGGCGAAAACCAGUAAUGGACGUCGUCCAGCCACACGCAAAUCCACCCCUCACACCGACUCGACCCACAAAAACGGCUCGGGAUGCAAGCAUGGUCAUCCACACACCCAUUCCUCUGGUCUGGGAUCAGCGCUGUUCACUCCGGACGACUGGAUCUGUCUCUUUUGCGAAUACGAGUUGUACUAUGGAGAGCCGCCUUUGAUGUUUCGUGCUUGUAGAAAUCGGAAGAAGCUGGUAGAGAAAAAGUCCAAGGCAAAAAGUAAGGCUCAGGCUGCCCUCUCUAAGAAGGGUUCGACUAAGGUCAAUGGUGCGAAUGGUAGUGGAGGUGUUGGCGAGGGUGGGUGCGGGCAUCAUCACCAUCACAACGACCAUGAUCAUCAUCAUCAUGAGGAUGAAAGUUGUUGUCAUGAUCAUGGAAGUGUUACUUCUGACGACCGCCACCAUCAUCAUCAUGCGCACCAUCAUGGAGGGAAUGGGGAAGGGGGAGAGAGGGAAAGAUGUGAUUGCGGAAACUCGAUCCAUUCAUCUGAUUUUGAUGAUCAUUAG
This is a messenger RNA of Ustilago hordei, 2796 nucleotides long. RefSeq lists its product as uncharacterized. The coding region runs from base 1 to 2796 and encodes 931 amino acids. Lineage: Eukaryota; Fungi; Basidiomycota; Ustilaginomycetes; Ustilaginales; Ustilaginaceae. The record is from RefSeq and is a predicted model, not a curated record. The transcript has a single exon.